Molecule: messenger RNA, 1916 nt
Organism: Gopherus evgoodei (Goodes thornscrub tortoise)
Lineage: Eukaryota; Metazoa; Chordata; Testudines; Testudinidae
Product: C-type lectin domain family 2 member D-like
Exons: 11
Coding region: 1132-1785 (217 amino acids)
Source: RefSeq, a predicted model, not a curated record
GGCUAGCGGAGACAUGGAAGAUAAUGGAGUUCAUCAUCAACUCUAUCCGUUCAUCUCUCCCCCUGCACCACCCUGCCAUUACUGCUCGGCAUCCUCAACAGCCAAUGGGAGAAGGAGUGGGCGGGCUCAGGAGAUAAAAGGGGGGGGCGCUGAAAUGCUGCACUGUGUCAAUCUCUGGAUCCUGCAGAUGCUCUCUGCAUGAAACUGAUGCAAUGCAUUUAACUCGCUGCAGCUGCUUGGACUCAGGGGUGCUGAAGGUGGUUUGAUCUUGGCGGAAGGGAUUGCGAUUUGUUACUUACCAAACAUCAGCCUGCUCGGAGCUAUACGGACUAAUUAAACCCCAAACCCCUUCGCCCUGAAGAGCUUACAGUGGAAAUAAAUGAUGACUGGAUGAGAUGUAUAAACAAGUGUCCUGUGCUCUUCUGGUAUCAGUUGUUUGUGUUCCAACCCAGGAAUACAAACUAUAGAUCUGAUCUGAGCGGCGCGUCUGUGAAGGAACACAGAUGUCACUCUAGCAUUCGCUACUAAACCUGCUGUUCCAGCCCUGCCUCUCAGGGGUAGCAGCCAAGUUGAAGGUGAAGGCCAGAGAGAUGAACUGACUAGCCCAAGGUCAUGCCAGGAGCUUGUGACAUUGCUGGAAACUGAACCAAGACCUUCUGGUCAGCAGACCAGUGCUAUCACUAUCCUUUGUUGGGACUGAGAGUAGACACUUGGGGAGAAGAGCUCAUAAUGGAAGAAAGAGGACCUGGUUUCAGGAGAGAUCUAUCUACACCUGUAAUAUGAGAGACUCAGGAAUCCAAGCCAGCUUAUGCUCCAAUAUGUCUGUUAGCCUUUAAGGUGCCACAGGACUCUUUGAUGCUUUUUAAAGAUCCAGACUAACACAGCUCCCCCUCUGAUACAAGCCAGCUGUGUGUGUGUCCGUCCCUGUCUCCACUGCCCCCUACUCUGUUCCUCCUGAAGAUCAAGGGUCACUGGCCUAGUGGAGAAGCAGGAGACAUGAUAUAUCUUGAUUUUAGCAAGGCCUUUGACACAGUCCCACGUGACAUUCUCACAAGCAAACUGAGGAAUGUGGUCUAGAAGAAAUGACUAUAAGGUGACGACACAGCAGUCUUGGUGCUGAUUGUCCAGAAAAUGGCAGAAGAGAGCGCCGAAGCAGCAAGUGAUACCAGUGGAGGGGUGACUGGCGCAAUGCUGCGGGGUCACGGAGCAGUGGAAGAAAGGGGAAGAGAUGUGGAUUUCAGCCUAAAAUGCAUUAAAGGUAAACGAAUCCCAAUUAUUGUUACUGUCGUAAUCACAGCUUUGACCAUCACCAUAAUUGCACUGGCAGCCACGAAGACGCCCCCUUGCCCAGGCUGCCCGCCCCAUGUCACUGCUGCGUGCUCGGAUGGCUGGGUGGGAUACCAAGGGAAAUGCUACUACUUCUCAGAGACUGAAGGGAACUGGAACAACAGCCAGAGCAACUGCUCUUCCCUCAACUCCUCCCUGACUUCCAUUGAUUCCCUGCCAGAGCUGGAUUUCAUGCUGCGCUAUAAAGGGGUGCCUUACCACUGGAUUGGCCUCCGGAGGGAACAAGGCGAGGGCCAGCCCUGGAAGUGGACCAACGGCACCAUAUUCAACAACCUGUUUCCGGUCAGAGGGGAAGGGCAGUGCACCUACCUGGAUGAAUAUGGGGUCAGCAGCUCCAGGUGCUACUCAGAGAGACAUUUCAUCUGCAAGCGGCCGGACAAGUGCUCUAGAAGGAAGCCCAGUGCCGCAGGAGGGGACACAAUAUUUAAGAUCACUUAAAGGGUCAAUGCAGCCUCUUCAGUGGAUGCAGAACUUACACAUUCACCAUUUCUUGUGCAGCAUAGACUCAUAGACUCUAGGACUGGAAGGGACCUCGAGAGGUCAUCGAGUCCAGUCCCCUGCCCUCAUGG